AUCCCCCUCGCCCGUCUCUCUGCGGUUAGCUCGAGGCUAAAGCUAAAAACAACGUGAGCGUGUUGAAAAUGCACCGGCUCAGAGAUCUGCUGAACGAGAGGCUGAUUGCGGCUGCGGAGGAGAUCUUUGCGCUGUUUGAAGGGACGAUAGCGGAAUAUGAAGAGGAACUGCGCCGCUCCAAAGAGGAGAACCAGAGGAAACAGGAGGCCCUGGACUCGGUUCUGAACCCGAGAGUCGUGCUGCACAGAGCGGCACCAGCACAGUCCGUGUCCAGACUGCCACUAUUACCCCACUCAUAUGAGAUUACACCCUCAUCUACCGCCAGCGUUCAGAUUCCCUCAGUGAAAACUCUGACUGUCCCUGAUGAGAUUAAAGAGGAGCCAGAGGAACAGACCGUCAAACAGGAGGAAGAACAGCUACAAGUGCUUGUCCCAGAGUUCAGUGGAGUCCAUGUGAAGACAGAAGCGUCCCCACUGUUUGAACAAAGACAAAGUGAACCCAGAGAGGACACACUGGGAGAGGACAUUAGGACUGAGGGAGACACAGAGCUCUUUGACAAUGAUGAAGACUGCAGAGCUCCAUUCAGCUGUUCAGAGGCUGAUGGAGACCACUACAACCAAGUCCAGGUCAGAGCCACUACAGAAAACUCCAGUCUAUUCUCCAUAUACAAGUCUGCCCCAGAGACCAGUGACGACAAUGGAGACAUGUCAGGAACAGCCGAAGGAGCAGAGAAGAAGAAACACCAAUGCUCUAUUUGUCUAAAGAGAUUUGCAUCAAACCGAAAUUUAAAAAUCCACUUUAGACUUCACUCGGGGGAAAGACCACACAGCUGUUCUGUCUGUAAUAAAACUUUUGCCCAAAUUGCAGCACUGAAGUACCACUUAGUAACACAUACAGGAGAAGUACCGCUCAGUUGUCCAGUCUGUGACAAAGGAUUUCGGAUGAGAUCUCAUCUCAAAGCCCACAUGACCACGCACACAGGUGAAAAACCUUACAGCUGUUCCUUCUGUCUGAAGGCCUUCUCACAGAAAUCUCAGCUGAGCGACCACCGAAAGAUACACACAGGGGAGAAACCUUACAGCUGUUCGCUCUGCGGCAGGGCCUUUAUUCAGGCGAAGGGUCUGCGGUCACACAUGGGAACACACCGGUAAAAUACAGUCAAAAUACUCCGGUGAAACCAAAGCCAAAGCAAUGAGCAGUGAUUUUUAGGUCUAUGUCAAUGAAUUAUUUAUUUAUUUUUUUUCCUUUUAGCUUUGUUCAUGUUAUAACCAUGUUAUAAUGUCCCUCAUCAAAAGUGUGCCUUAAGAGGUUUUAGAUGUCCUCCAUACAUGUUUUGGUAAGUUAGCGAUCUCUCCCGGGCUCUGUUCAAACCCUCCUUGUGGUUAGCUGUAAGACUGUGCAAGCCUACAUCACCCAAUUGAUGCCAUGUGCAGUUGUUUGAUUAGCGAGAUCCAUGCAGACUGUAUUGUAAUAGUGCUCUGAAGGGGGAGUGAUGUUAUUACAUUGUUUUCUGUGAGCCCUUUCUUUCAGCUUCAGAACAUGUUUGUAGAGAUGUAAACUCCAAGAUUAGCAGUGCGUGCACAUAUACAUAACAUGACUCUACAACGAUAAAGACACAAAACAUUCUGACCUUAAGACAGACGCAAGUAAGCACUGUCAUUAAAGUGGCGUAAUUAUAACUUCUGUUUUAUAUUUAGUGUAGUAACAGCAUAUGUGAUACACUAUGUAAUGUGACAUUAUCACUAUGGCCUUAAAAGAGAAGAUCUUAAUUAUUUAUUCCCUUGAACAUAUUUUAUUGUUGUCAGAAGGAGCAUUAAGUCAUAGUUUGUGAAAACAAUGACUGAAAACAAAUGGAUAUGUGAAUUGUCUGUCCAUGUGUAUAUACUGUGUAUAUUUUAAAGUGUUUUUAACCAAUUAGGUUGGCUGUGUUUUCCAUACAGUACACUUGCAUCCAUUGUACAG
Molecule: messenger RNA, 1962 nt
Organism: Boleophthalmus pectinirostris (great blue-spotted mudskipper)
Lineage: Eukaryota; Metazoa; Chordata; Actinopteri; Gobiiformes; Gobiidae
Product: zinc finger protein 892-like
Exons: 3
Coding region: 69-1151 (360 amino acids)
Biological process (GO): regulation of transcription by RNA polymerase II
Molecular function (GO): RNA polymerase II cis-regulatory region sequence-specific DNA binding; DNA-binding transcription factor activity
Source: RefSeq, a predicted model, not a curated record